AGCCGGCAUUGUUGGAUGUUGUGCUGCACGAGAGACAUUUUUGAACUAUUUUCCAAAACAAAUUCUCGAUUUGAAUUGACCAGGCCAUUUUUUUAGUCAUUCCCAAAAUGUCAAACGCCGAUCAAACAGUUCAGGAUGCUAAUUUAGUCGCCGAACGAUUGAAUCUCGACGAGAACACAGUYCGCCAAGUUAUUCAGCUCCUUGAUGACGAUAAUACAGUACCAUUCAUAGCUCGCUAUCGUAAAACACAAACGAAAGGACUUGAUCCAACAGUUCUCAGACAAAUUGAGGCYUUACACAACCAGUACAGAGAAGUAAAAGUAAAAGUUGAAAAUACAAAAAAGAAAAUAGGAGACAGUCUUACAAAAGAUGUAGUAGUUYUGCUGGACAAAGCUGAGACUUCAGAGGAAGUUGAUGAUAUUUAUGCACCAUUUAAAAAAGGCAGUAAGAAAACUUUGUCAGCAAGAGCAAAAGAGCUUGGUCUUGAACCAAUUGCAGAGAAAGUACUCAAUAGCUCCAAUGAAAGCCUGGAUUUUGGAAGAUAUGUGAAUCCAGCCAAGGAAGGAGUCAAAAAUAUCAAGCAAGUUACACUUGGAAUACAACAUAUCCUGGCUGAAGCUGUUUCUAAAAAUCCAGCAAGUCAUGAGAAGCUGAAAGAACUGACUGAAAGAUGGCCUCCAGAAUUAACGUCAACUUUGAGUUCCAAGGCAGCAAAAGAUGAAAAGUUAACCAAUGACAGCAUGAAGUACAAAAACUACCAUAACUUCAGCAGGAAUAUAAAAUUCCUAAAAUCUCACCAGAUCUUGGCCAUUAAUCGUGCAGAAGGGUUAAAGCUUUUAACAGUGAAAAUAACAUUAAAUUCCAAUGUGAAAAAUCAGUUUUUAGCAUUUGCACAGAUCAAGUGGAAUUCACAGCAAGCAAAUAAUCAUCAGCUAAUAAGAGAUUCAAUCAAUGAUGCAUUUGACAGACUGUUGUCACCAGCUAUUUGCCGUCGUGCAAGGUCUUCCUUAAAGAAAAGAGCAGAAAUAGAGAGUAAAAAGGUGUUUACUCAGAAUUUGUACAGCUUACUUCUAUCUACACCGGUCAAGGGGAAAACUGUACUUGCAUUGGAUCCUGGGUAUACUAAUGGUUGUAAGAUGGCAUUGCUUAGUCCUACAGGUACUGUACUGGAGACGGGACUCAUGUUUCCUACUGGAAGAAAGGCAAAUAUUAAAAAUGCACRGUCAGAAGUGUUAUCACUUGUUCGAAGACACAGUUGUGAAACCAUCGCGAUAGGGAAUGGUGUUGCAUGCCGGGAAACGGAAAUGUUCAUAGCCAAGAUGAUCAAAGAAGAAGCGUUUUCACCUCUAGAAGUUGUGUAUUGCAUCGUCAGUGAAGAUGGCGCAUCGGUUUACAGUGCGUCCAAGGAAGCCAUUGCUGAGUUACCAGACAUUGACCUUAGUAUGCGCGGGGCUGUAUCAAUUGGGAGAAGACUACAAGAUCCCCUCCUCGAGCUCGUCAAGAUUGAGCCUAAGCAUUUAGGAAUUGGGAUGUACCAGCACGAUAUUCCUGAGAGCAUGCUACGUACGGCACUGCAAGGUGUCUUUACUGAUUGCGUUAGUUUAGUUGGUGUGGAUGUUAAUGCUGCUGGUGUAAGCACUCUCAAGCACAUUGCAGGUUUAAACGAGAAAAAAGCUGCCAGCAUUUUGGAAUGGCGAACCAAGAACAAGCGAUUUGAAAACCGAAAACAGUUGGCCUAUGUGAAGGGAAUUGGAAAAAAGUCUUAUGAACAGUGUAGCGGUUUUCUAAAAAUUCUUCCUGAUUGUUCCCGAAACGUGGAUUCAGAAGUCGUCAAAUCAGAGGAAUAUUUUCUUAUGGCGAAUAAUGAUGAUGAUGAUGAUUUCGAUGCUAGUAAAAGAUCUAAGCGAAAGCGACCUCAAAAGAAGAGUGUCUCAAAGCGGUCAAAACCAUCGUGCACUUCGUCUGGCUAUAACUAUCUAGACGCGACGCUGAUUCAUCCAGAAUCUUAUGAAUUUGCAGAAAAACUUAUGAAAAACCUGUCAGUAAGUGCACGAGAUAUUGGUACAACAAAGAUGAUAGCAGCCAUCGAAGGACUAAUGGUCAAGGAAAGUGUCUAUAAUCUAGCCAGUGAGUAUGGUGUGGAUGUCUCUACUGUUGAACUGGUGAUUGAUGGACUUAAAAAGCCGAUAGACUAUGACAUUCGCUCAAGUUUUGAGAAGCCAGUUUUCAAGAAAGGCCUGAUGCUAUUUGAAGACUUACAGCCAGGGAUGCCAUUAUCAGGACGCGUGACAAAUGUCACGACAUUUGGCGCGUUUGUGGAUUGUGGAGUGGGGCGUGACGGUUUGAUUUAUGAAUCACAACUCAAAAAUCGUGACGAUCCUUUAUCUGCUGGCGAUGUUGUAGAAGUGACAGUGAACAGUGUUGAUAAUAACAAAGGACAAUUUCAACUUAGACUCGUUUCCGUAAGACCAAGAUUGAAGGCUCAAUUGCUAACGACUAGUUGAUUGGAUGCGUCAAUCUAAUACGGCGUCAUUUGCACUUUUUCAACUGAGGUUUGUUUCCGUAAGACCAAGAUUGAAGCCUCCAACUUGCUUACGAACAGUGGAUUAGAUGCGUCAAUUUAAUCCGUAAUCGAUUGCGUAUCGUCGUUGCGUUAUACGUAAAGGGCAAUUUCAACUCAGGCUUGAUUCCGUACGGUCUAGAUUGAAGCCAACAAGAUAGAUAGUGCAUAUUGUUUUUCUCUCGUUCCGUAAUGAGUUGCGUAUCAUCGUUGCGUAAACGCAUCCAAACGUUUGCAUCGUUCUAUUUUAUUGUACUCUUUACCAGAUAAUUGUUGGUUGUGCAUUUUUAAAUGAACUCACUCUAUUCAUAGAUUAUGGUUAAAAUUAUAUGCUUACGUAAAAAUUUACUCUAAACAUAUACAGUGCCACCUUAAGAAAAUAUUGCAAAAGGCACAUUAAACAAAUAUUAAAAUU
Exaiptasia diaphana is the source of this 2975-nucleotide messenger RNA. RefSeq names its product S1 RNA-binding domain-containing protein 1. The record is from RefSeq and is a predicted model, not a curated record. Bases 108 to 2504 code for a protein of 798 amino acids. Gene Ontology annotation, biological process: translation; nucleobase-containing compound metabolic process. The transcript has 17 exons. Gene Ontology annotation, molecular function: structural constituent of ribosome; mRNA binding. Lineage: Eukaryota; Metazoa; Cnidaria; Anthozoa; Actiniaria; Aiptasiidae.